AUGAAAUCCCCCUUCUUCUUCGUCCUCCUCCUGUUCCUUAACAUCGCAGCAAUGGCAGCUAAUAAUAAUAACGAAGAUGAUCAGAAAACGUGGUGCGUCGCAAAGGCAUCGGCGGAGGAGAGUGUCCUCAUGGCGAACAUCGAUUACGCGUGCUCGCAGCCUGGUGUCGACUGCGCCACCGUUCUGCGGAAGGGAUGCCCCUGUUUCACGCCGGAUACGCUCCUCAGCCACGCAUCCCUCGCCAUGAAUCUCUACUAUCAGUCCACCGGAAGGAACCAGUGGAACUGCUACUUUGCCAAUUCUGGCCUCAUUGUCAUCACCGAUCCAAGCUAUGGCAGCUGCAUCUAUCAAUGAUAGCACUUAUGUUCAUUCUUCCAUUCACAUAUACUAUAUAAUAUAGAUCAUUAACUGCAAUAAAUUGACAUGCUUACUGUUUUGGCUAUGGUGGUGAGAAUACAAAUUCAAAUAUAUAUAUUUAUAUAUAUAUAUGAGAUUACAAACUAAA
Molecule: messenger RNA, 505 nt
Organism: Andrographis paniculata
Lineage: Eukaryota; Viridiplantae; Streptophyta; Magnoliopsida; Lamiales; Acanthaceae
Product: major pollen allergen Ole e 10
Exons: 2
Coding region: 1-354 (117 amino acids)
Source: RefSeq, a predicted model, not a curated record